CUCAAUCACGCAACCUCAACAUGCGUGGAGUGCGCGUGUAUGUGGGCCGGCUGCCGGCGGACGCGACGCAGGCCGACCUUCAGGACCGCUUCCAGCGUGUGCUUCCUGCGAAUGUGAGUAUGGUCACUGUGGAUCUCAUGCGGAACUCGAGCGCGACGGACUUUGCGUACUUGGAACUAAAGUCCAACACGGACAACGCCGACGACGAGUACGCGGCAGUCCAAGCCGUCGUUCAGGCGUAUCACAACACCAAGUGGAAGGGCAAACGUCUUCGAGUGGAACCUGCGCAUCCAGACUACUUGGCUCGACUGGCGUACGAGUGGGAGGCCACCGCCGCGCACAAGGAGGCCAUCGCAGCCGCGCGCGUCCCUUCGCAUGCAACCGUCGAGCCCGCGGCGACCGAGCUCAAUCUCAAACCUUCCAAAAGGUUCAAGGGCUCCAAGGUCACGUUUGACGACGACGGACAUGGUACCGUGGUCGUGCAGGCGAUCGUAGCGGCAGCGCGCGCCACGAAGGAAGUCGCUCCUGUCAUGACCAACGCCGCCAUCGAAUCUGACCCAGAGGACGACGACGACAGCGCAUCGCCGCCGCCGGCUGCCACCGCGCCAUCAUCGUCGUCGACGGCUACCAAGAGCGUCUCCCUUUCUAAAGCUCCCCACAAACCCGUUGAGUUGGCUGACUUGAGCUCGGAAAGCAGCAGCGACGACGACGACGACCAUGAUGUGAUGGCUAACCAUCCCCAAGUGACCUCUCCAGUCAUAAUCCCCUCUCGAACGGCAUCAACGGCCGCGUUGAGCUCGGAAAGCAGUGACGGUGACGAUAUUGGUGACGAUAUUGGUGACAAUGAACAAGCUCAGAACGACGUGAAAGAACCGAGUUCCGACACCAGCGACGACGACGAAGACCAUGACAUGAUUAGCAGCAGGAACAGUGUCGCAGAUCCCGUGGCAGGUACUACGAAUCUCCCAUCCAACGCCCAGAUUCGUACAAGCCAUGUCGAUGGCAAUGAGAGUGGAAAUGAGAGUGGAAAUGAGAGUGACGUUGCUUCCACCACACACCCUGCAUCAACCCCGUCUAGUCGCCUCACGUUUGAAAUUCAUAGGACCGACGAGAACGAGCGGCGUCGUCGGAUGGACGCAAAUGCACGUCGUCUGGCGGCGAUAGCUGAGAAGGACCUAAUUAGAGCAAAAGCAAGCACAAAUACGGUGGCAGUAGCGGCGGCCAAUUCCAAGAUCACAUUCGACAGCGACGGCGAAGCACAGGCCGAGGUGGUGGCGCCGUCUGUGGGCUUCGGAGAUGAUCCCAUCAUAAACAAACAGAAGAAGGCGCUGUUUAUCGAGUCUGACGAGUCUGAUCAUGAGGACAGUUUAUUGGGUGGAGCCAACUCGUCGGUGGCCUUUCGCCCCGAGUUUGCUGGCGUCGAGGGCAAAAAAUUGUUUGAUUUGCAAAAGCGAUUUGGCGGCGACGAUCGAUUUCGAUUGGAUGAGCGGUUCAUGGACGAGUUUGCGGGCGACGAUGGUGAUGACGUGGCAGCAGCCCCACCAAUCAGCGUGGACCCUGUGGACGACUCGAUCCAGGCGUGGAAAGUGAUAGACGACCGUGACGUGGCAGCCCAGCAGGCCGAGGAAAAAGCCGAGCAGAUUCGCGCGCUGGAGAUGCUCCAGGAUUUAUUUCCCGACAUGAAAAUCGACAAGGGCAAAUGGACCAUGGGCCAAGUGCCUGAUCAAAAACAACUCGGAUGGCUUGCGUCGAUGCGUCGGUACGAUCCUCGAGAUGCGGCGGCGGCGAAAACGAUGGAAGCGGUGGCGCCAACUGACGAAACCACGUCUCAGUCCCGUCGUCACCGUGACAACAAUGAUGACAGUGAAAGUGACGAUUUUGAGACGGGGACCACGGCAAAGUGGACCGACGCGCCGCUGCCGCCCGUGUCCACGGAACGCUACUUUACGGCCACGUCCGACCUCUCGACCAUGUUUUCACGCGUGCGAGCCAACUCGGAGGAUGGCGACGAGAUGGAGCCGGCUUUAGAUGGCCUCGCAAUCAGUGCAGCCCAAACAUCGUCCGUGUUUAGCUUUGCAUCCAUGUUUGAACCCCCCGUGGAAAACGAGGCUCAGGACUGGUCGACUAGUUCGACUGCUGACGACCACACGAAAGCCAACCACGGCGACGAUGAGGCGUGGCAUUUUGCCAAAAGUACCCGGGAUGACGACGGCAGCACGGACGGGGAGAAUGAACAAGAAGAGGAGGAACAAGGAUGCGCGACAACGGCGAUCAAGCGACCGGUGGCCGAAGUGCUCGCGUUUGGACGUACAUUUUUCAAGCCGGAACAGUGGACCCCCGAACACGAAGCUGCGUGGGUGUCGAUGCGAAAGAUAUACACGGUGGACUUUCGACGAAAGCACAAACAGGCGCUGAAAAACAGAAAAAACGCCAAAAAAGCCAUGUCGCGCCACCCUAAAAAGUAAUCACGAACACAUCAUCGUCGGGUAUCAGAUUUGUUUGACAAGAAUGCAUUGACCAAAUGAAUAAUCAUG
Molecule: messenger RNA, 2534 nt
Organism: Aphanomyces astaci
Lineage: Eukaryota; Oomycota; Saprolegniomycetes; Saprolegniales; Verrucalvaceae
Exons: 11
Coding region: 21-2465 (814 amino acids)
Molecular function (GO): RNA binding
Source: RefSeq, a predicted model, not a curated record